Messenger RNA from Musa acuminata AAA Group (dessert banana), 2226 nucleotides. Its product is annotated as transcription factor NIGTH1-like. The record is from RefSeq and is a predicted model, not a curated record. Lineage: Eukaryota; Viridiplantae; Streptophyta; Magnoliopsida; Zingiberales; Musaceae. Gene Ontology annotation, molecular function: DNA binding; DNA-binding transcription factor activity. The transcript has 5 exons. Gene Ontology annotation, biological process: regulation of DNA-templated transcription. Bases 679 to 1884 code for a protein of 401 amino acids.
UUUGUUCUCAAAUUCACUGAAGAAAAACUUUUUAAGUUCCUUUUGCAAGUUCUAACCAAGUAAGAGGACACAAGGAAUAUGAUCUACCAUUGAUAGCUUUGUGAUGGAUGAAAUGAUUGGCCUUGGACAGUUCAACAUCUUACCAGGGUUCCUGCUCCAUGAACUUUGAAGGAAAAGGCUAAAAGAUGCCUUCUGAACCCUUCACUGACCAGGCCAUUGUUGCUGUCAGAGUCUCCUCUUCGUUUUAUGGGAGAUGCAUCUUGAUAAAGGACCUUCCUGUUCAAGAAUUCAAUGGAGCUGUCUUAUUUGCAAGCCAAAGAGUGCACCAGAAUCUUUAAAGUAAGGGUUAUCAUGACAAAAGUUCCCGAGGAAUUUCUUGAACUCUUACCUGGCAACAAGGUGAGAAGCCAUGCUUGACCAAAGUUUUUUCUUUUUUCAUUCCCUAAGAAUCAAAAACCUCCAAAAGCUCAUGCAGGUUCUGAAUUCAUUACCGUGCAUACCAUUUGUGAAAAAGGCAGCUCAAAUGAUCUUGAAGAACUUGAUUCCAGGUCUGAAGUUGACAAUGCAUCAAAAAACUAGACUCUUAACAGGCAACACAUCUCUACUCCUCUCAUAUCCUCCCGACUCACAGAUCAACGCAGGGAGAGCUUGCAGUACUUAGUAGCAGUGGCACCCGCCAUGGGUUCACCGCCCGAGCUCAGCCUAGACUACAAGCUCGACGACUACACGGCGGUCGCAAAGGCGGCAGGAGCGCAACCUGAGCAGAACCAGAAGAUCCAGGAGUUCCUCGCUCGCCUCGAAGAAGAACGGCAUAAGAUCGAAGUCUUUAAGCGCGAGCUGCCUCUCUGCAUGCAGCUUCUCAACAACGCCAUUGAGAUUUAUAAGCAGCAGUUGCAAGAACGCGUGCCGCUUAAAUACAUGAAUGUUGAUGGGUCCGACAAGGCCAACUGGAUGGUCUCGGCUCAGCUAUGGAGUCCGCCUGACGACGCAGCCAAGCAGCAGGCGGCGCCGCCGCCGAAGGAGGCCGACGUGAUUCCGAAGCUCGCGCUGGACACCACCAAGCAAAGGAGCGGUGGUGCGUUCCUUCCCUUCUCGAGGGAGAAGAGCAGAGUAGCCCACGCUACCUCUGCGGAGAAGGUGGUGGAGGAGAAGAAGUGUGCGGAGUUGGAGAAUGAAAUUGUUAACACCGGAAGACAUAGUGGCGCCAAUGGACAUGAAAACACAGCUGAUAGCCAGGCGGCGGCGGCGGCGGCGCCACCGACGCAUAGGAAGGCCAGGAGAUGCUGGUCGCCGGACUUGCACCGCCGCUUCGUCAAUGCUCUUCAGAUGUUAGGAGGCUCUCAAGUUGCGACUCCAAAGCAGAUUAGAGAGCUGAUGAAGGUUGAUGGAUUGACCAAUGAUGAGGUGAAGAGCCACCUGCAGAAAUACCGACUCCAUACGAGGAGGCCGAUCCCGGCGCCGCAUGCGGCGGCGGGCGCGGGGGCGCCGCCGCAGCUGGUGGUGCUGGGGGGCAUCUGGGUCCCUCCAGAGUACGCCACGUCGGCAGGCCCGGCCAUGUACGGCGCUCACGCGGCCCCCGUGCCCCGGGAGUUCUACUCGCCGGUGCCGCACCACCACUACCACCACCUGCACUACCCUCCCCUCGGACUCGGCGCCUCCACUCCCGCCGCCAGUAGGGGGAGGACGGCUGAUUCGCCGGAGCCCGAGGUGAGGAGCGGCGGGGAGAGGUCGGAGAGCAUCGAGGAGGAGGAAGAAGAAGUGCGGAAGAGGGACGAAGAGGAAGAGGAGGAGGAGGAGGCGCCGGCGUCGGAGGAGAAGGCGUUGGUGCCUCUGAUGGUGAAGGCCGAGGACGACAACGGCGGCGACGUGGUCCUCAAGAUCUGACAGCGGAGACCUGAAGCAGCGAGAGAGAGAGAGGGGGGGAGGGGGUUGAUGUCGUCUGUUUUGGAGCUUGCGAUAAGGACGAGAGCUGAUGAUUGAUUUGAUUCUACGCUGCAGCGGUACGUUGUGAUACGAAACAUGUACUUGUUUUAUCUCGUCUUCUGCUUCUAUAUCAGCAACUAACCACACCAUGGCGAGUCAGUACAAAUAGGUGUAAUCUGGAUUCGAAUCAAAUCCAACUUGGACUCGGCUCGGGUUGGGUCAAUUGCACCAACGUCGACCUUGGUGUUCCACUCAUAAUCUGGCAUGGCCACAUCAAUAUGAUUAAUGACUCUCUCUCUCUCU